Messenger RNA from Monodelphis domestica (gray short-tailed opossum), 4800 nucleotides. It is a transcript of the gene VSTM5, whose product is annotated as V-set and transmembrane domain containing 5. Gene Ontology annotation, cellular component: dendrite; plasma membrane; axon. Gene Ontology annotation, biological process: filopodium assembly; positive regulation of excitatory synapse assembly. The record is from RefSeq and is a predicted model, not a curated record. Lineage: Eukaryota; Metazoa; Chordata; Mammalia; Didelphimorphia; Didelphidae.
UACAAUUAUUUUUUUUUAAACUGACUCCUCUGCCAUUCUCCACCUUCAGUAAUCAUAGGAUCAACGAUUGGACCUGUGAGUGAAAGUUACAGGGAAACAGUUUUUCACUUGCUAUUAGGAAAACUUUCUAAUAAUUACAGCUGACCGGGCUACCUCUAAGAUUAGUGAGCUUCCCAGAAUUGGAAGGUUUCAAAUGAAGACUGUAUAUAUAAUCACUUGUCAGCGAAGGUGAGGAAGUCUCUAGGAUGGAUCCGACUUGAUGAACCGCGAGGCUGAGGAUCCAUAAUCUGUGAGGCACAGAAACGUUAAGUCGCUCCUCACUGGCUGAACAGGUAAUGUUGGAGCUAGCACUACCACCGAGUCUCCUGCCUCCCUUUCCAGUGCUCUUUCUAUUACGCGGAAGGAUGCUGUUGCUGAAUGGUAAGAAUCAUUAUUGUUAAAUGACCUCAACAAAGAGAAAUAUUUCUGCUUUUCCUGCUAGGUCCAUCUCGUUCACGCCAAGAUCGGGACACUAUCCUUGUCCUGUAGUGGAUCUCAAGUGCUGAGAGAGGGAACUCGUUUAGGGGAGCUGCCUGACACCCUCGCCCGCCUGAACGCAUUCUCCUGGUCUGUUGGGGCUAGUAGUUCUUUUUGGCUUCCUAAAAAGAGCCCCUGGGGUAGUAGAUUAGCCACUUUGCCAGCCCCGGAUCAUUUGGUUGAAUCUUGAAGCAAUAGCAUCAUACUCUGUGUGAACGGAAAGGAAAUGAGCUUAAUUUCCCUCGGAAGGCUCUUUACCUCCUGAUUCUCUAGUGCCCGUGCCUCCUCCUACCUCCUCCUUCUUUCUCGGUCCCUCCCUCUCUCUCUUUCCCCUUUUCUCCUGGGCUCUCUCUCCUUUUCUUUUUCUUCUCUCUCACUCAAAAACUGGUUUAACUUGAGAGCAGCCAGCUCGUUUGGAUAGGACACAGCUGGAGAGGAAGAGAAGGAGGUGGUGGAGAGAGAUAAGAAGGGGUGUGUGUGUUGGAGGGGAAGACAGAGGGAAAGGCAGAGGAGGAGGAGACGACGAAAAAGGAGGAGUUGAUCGUGCGGGAGCCCAGCCCUGAAGACCAGCAGCUUCAGCGCCUGCCUAGCCUCCAGUUCAUUAAAUGCAGAACCUUUGCAGACCUGGGGCUGCUCAUGAGGACAUUGCGGAGCUGGAGGAGGAGGAACCGAGGCAUCACCCUGGGACUCUUCGCCCUCUGUCUGGCCGCAGCCCGCUGCCUGCAAAGCCAGGGAGUAUCACUGACCAUUCCACAGCCCAACAUCAAUGCCACUGUGGCCCAAAACAUUGUUCUCGCCAUUGACUAUUCCUGCCAUGGAGUGCCUACCAUUGAGUGGAAAUACACAUCUUACUGGGGGAUGCAAAAAAUCGUGGAGUGGCAACCUGGAAACCAAGCCAACAUCUCCCAAAGCCACAAGAACCGAGUCUGUACUUACGACAAUGGCUCGAUCCAGCUCUUGAAGGUAGGCGUGAGGGACACAGGCUACUACACAGUCACUGUGACCGAAGGACUUGGAAGCAGCCAGUUUGGUACCAUUGUAUUACACGUGUCUGAGAUUCUCUACGAAGAUCUACAUUUUGUGGCAGUCGUCCUGGCUUUUUUGGGUACUAUGGCCACAGUGUUAAUCAGCCUCAUGUGGGUCUGUAAUAAGUGUUCAUACAAAUUCCAGAAGAAGAGGAGACACAAACUGAAAGAAAGCACAACUGAAGAGAUCGAGCUACAAAAUAUUGACUGUUAGCCAUAUCUGGGCUGAAGGACAUUUCUACCUCAAGAGAAAAAAGACUUUUGAUUUUAAAUAAAACAAGCAAACCAAAGUCAACACCCACCCGUGCCACCUUCUGAAGCCUGGGUAUGUUUUUGUCCAGAUCUUUUUUCCCCAGGACGGUACUCCAUCCCUGAAGAAUAAUCCAAGGACACAUGCCACAUCCCAAUGGGGAAGAGAAGGACCCUGAAUGAAUAAGGCAUCCAUCAGUCCCCACCCUUAAACUGCUCUUGCAACAGAGUUUGAGCCAAGGACUCUACUUGGUUAUACUUUCAGUCCAUUGAUGGUCCACAGACAAUGUUCUCUGAAGGAAAAUACCAAUAAAGAUGGAGAGAAUCAGUGCCUAAGACAUGGAUAGCCCUGUGCUCUGAGUGUAGUGACAGGCCCAUAGGAAGAAGAAUCCAAUCAGAAACCCUGGAGUGAUGGGACCCACAGACUUGGUAUGUACACAGCUACACAUUUGUGUACUCACACACCAACGGCUCGCUUGGAACACACCUGUGCUGGAAACAGAACCUGCUUUUUUUCUGCAUUACUCGGCUCGCAUAUAGCCAGUAAUCUGAUGCUUCACUGGCGCCAUGUCACUCUGCCCAAAUUGUACCCAUUGUAUCAACCUCGAAAAGGUUAUCCCCAAAUAUAGGCAGUCUGUAAUUUUCAAAUGACCCACACAUACAAAGAACCGCCACCUCCCCUGCCCCCACCAGAACCCAAGUGGUUGAGAGGUUUUAAUAGACUAAAAGCUCCAUGUGAAUCAGCAGUGUGACUUGGCAGCUGAAAAGGAAAUCGAAUGCAAUCUUGAGCUGCAGAGCAUUCAAAAUGGGUGAUGGUUGUCCUGCCUCUAUCAGAGAACUUCUGGAAAAUUUUGUUCAGUUCUAGGUACCAUUUGGGGGAAAGACAAGCUAGAAUAGUCUGAGUAGGGUGACCAAUAUGAUGAGGGGACUGAAUAUUAUCCCAGAAGAACAUAACUCAACCUGAUCACCUGGAGAGAAAAAAUGUGGGUGGCGCAGGACUGCUAUCUUCUCCUAUGGAAGGAUGAUUAGAUUUGUUGACCUUAGGGGGAAAACUGGGAGCAGAAGGUGGAAAUCAGAAGAGCAGGUUUUAGUUUGAUGCAGGGAGAACUAUGGUAACAAUUCAGUGUUCCGGGUGGUGUGGGCUGCUUUCCCUAUCUCUUUUAAAUAGGGAUUAGAUAACCACCCAACUAGGGCUGAUGGCAGAGGUUAUUCUUAUUGGUUGGAUAAAACCUUUCAUCAUCCUUGGGCCUGAAUUUUCUCAUCAGUAAAAUGAAGUGGAACUAGAGGGCCUCAGGGUCCCUUUCAACUUUUAAACCAUCAAUCUGACCUCUGAGGACCCUUCCAACUGGGAGAUGCUUUGAUUCAUUAAGUCAUGGAAGUUGAUAUGGAAAAAAUCUGAGAAGCUCAAAGUUAAGAAGCAAAGAAGCUGUGAAAAGAAGAUAGGGAAACUUGGGGAAACAGGAGAGCACUGAAGACCUCUAGGAGGGAAAAAGGGACCCACAGCUGGGAGAGUUAUGGAAAGGGAGGUAGGGGAUUUAAAAAAUAAACUUAUUUAAUAAUUUUUGUUUAGGACUAGCAGGAGAAAGCUCCUCUAUUUCUUCUUUUUUGGACUACAUUGGCCCCAAAUCCCAAGUCUCAGAACUCCCAAUAAUACUUAUCUUUCACUUUUUAGAUAAAUAAGCUUUUGUGGGCCAUCCUAGGAACGUUAACUAUGAUCCCUAUCAUGGCUUCUAGGAGAAAAUGCAUUCCAGUUUCAAAAGGACCAAAUCACAAAUGUUCAUCUGGAACACAGCUUAUUCAUAGGAGAUCACUUAUUUUCAGUAACACAAAUAGGAAACCCAAGUUAUGGACUCUCCCUUCCUGCUUUACUGGCCUCCAUUUAUUUCUCUUUUCCAUAUCUGCUAAACAAGACUAAGAAAUACUUUGAUCCCAAACUACCUCAUAGCCAGAUUACAAAGCAGAAGUAUUGGAAGUUUGUAAAGCUAGUUCUUUAGAGGAAGUAUCACAUGCAAGAAUUCCUCAGCUUGGAACUGUAAGCUCCUUGGAGACAAUAGCUAUUUCACUUUUCUCUUAAUAUCCCCAAGACUUAACGUCUUGUACAUGGCAGAAUCAUAGUAAAAGCUUGUUGAAUCCUUGAAUGGGGGAUAUGGCAGAAAAUGGGAAGAAGAAAAUCAAGAACUAGUUAUUGUCAAUGAGCAACCCAUGAGAACAGAAAAAGGCCUUUGAUGCCUGGGAGUUCAGAUAUCCGGAAUUCUUGGUUGGAAAGACUGACUGUGGGGAGUAGGCUGGGUAAGGAAUGUGGGGGAGUUUACCCAGUUCAGGUGCCCAUGUUCAUGAUUUUUUCUAUUCUAAGCUUUCUAUUAGUGUUUUUAAAUAUCCCUAUUUUUUUUCUAGUGAAAGAAUUCUGCCCUUUCCCACAAAAGGAAAAGAUUGUCUUAGAUUAGCUAUUAAAAGUGAAUCAAAUCAUGUUCUGUUCCCUACUGUAAAAGGCAGAGCUGUGCUAGAGGGAAAUAAAAUCUAAAAUCUGACCUCCAACUGAUUAAUAACCAAAUAAAUAUACUACUUAAGAGAAAAAAUAGCAAAAGGGAUCUACUAAACUGUACAUGAGGGUUACUGCAGGCUGAUAUCGACAUGUUUUAAAAUGUAUUUAUGUUUUAUUGUACUUUUAUUUAUUCUAUUAAAUAUUCUCCAAUCACAUUUUAUUCUGGUUCUGGCCACACUCAGGGUUGUUUUGAUAUCUCUGAUCUAGGCAUCAUCCUCCUCAUUUUCCAGAUAUGGAGUUUCAGGUUAAAGUAGAUAAAAUGAUUGCCCUAGCUCACACAGGGAUCAGCGGCAAUGUGAAGACUCAAGUCUUCCUGAUUCCAAGUCUCAUAUUUUGUCUGCUCUGCUGCACUGCCUUUUACUCAUUGGCUUUACCAUGCAUGUACUGAGUAGUAAAACUGUAUAAGAAAUUCUGAAAUGAACAGCAAUGUUGUCAAAAUAUUAAAUAAAAAAGAAAUUGGUUUCAAGA